CGUGAUGAGAUCGUGCAGCUUUUCGGUGCACUCGGUCACGUGCUUCCCCCCAUCCAUUCUCCACCAGCCCUCUGCCCUCUCCUUUCCCUACCCCCGGCUCCAUUUCGGCCCAAGUCGCGCCAUACACACACGCACGUGCUGAAAAGGACGGUGCUCGAUUGCAUCAGCCUUUUCAGAACCCGCACCCUCGGCCUCAUCACACAGUGAUGCGCCGCCUCUCCGUGGCGAGCAUCUUCCUCCGUUCGUGCUACUCCAUCAGCAUCCGCCCCGAUGUUGGGGACGACUACGACCCCGAUGUCGGGUGCAGAGACGCAGCCCCCGGCGAAUGGUGCCACGCCGUCGUGAUGUGGGCCAAGGAGAUCGGCUUCGAGCAGCGCCCGGGCUGGCUGCCAGGCGGGGCCGUCCCGCACCGGGCCCGGGAGCUCCAGGCGCUCCUGCACCGGCACGGCGAGGCCGGGUGCCCGCGGCCCUGCCCCCAGGACCGGGCGGGCCGGACGCCCGCGUUGUCGCUCCUCCAGCUCCAGAGCUCCGCGGCCCAGGCCAUGAGCUCCAUGAGUGCCGCGGCCCAGGCCCAGACUAUGAGCUCCAUGAGCUCCGCGGCACAGGCCAUGGGCUCCAUGAGCUCCGCGGCCCAGGCUGUAAGCUCCAGGAGCCGUGCGGCACAGACCAUGAGAAUGAGCUCCAAGGCUCGGAGCACUCUCGGCCUGAACCACGCGCUCUUCCAGGCUGUGAUGGAAAGAAGCCUGCAGCCGAAGGCCCUGCGCGAGAGCGAGGCCCGCAAGAGGGGGUGCCAGGACGCGGAACCUGGCGGCCUGUGCUACCAGGCGGCGUCAUGGCUUCACGACAGGGGAUUGGAGAGCCACCCCACGUGGUUCCCGUCGCUCAGUCCGGACUCCACCAUGCAGGAGGUGCAGUCUGUUUUGUACACCCUCGGCAAGGCGACCUGCCCGAGGCCAUGCCAGUCCAAAAUUGCAACGCGGCGGGCGCAGUCAGACGACGACAGAGUGCUGGAAGUCGAUGACAGCGGCCGGCAGGUGUUGAGCGAGGCAUACGAGCUCUCGGAACCCACAGACUGCGGCAACACUGUCGAGGGCGAUUGGUGCUACGUCUCCAUCAUGUGGCUGAAGGACACGGGUCUGGACAAGCAUUCUGAUUGGUACCCCACGCUCACCCACCAGUCCAGUAUGGAGGCCUUCCAGACCGUGCUUCACAAUCAAGGCAAGGUUGGCUGUCCGCUCCCCUGCUCGUCGAACUCCACUGCACCAGAGCUGAACGAGGCGCUGGUGCCGUCGGAUCCUGGGGCCGCGGUGAGCGAUUCCGCCUUGAGGUACGAAGCCGAGUCCGCCGAGUGCGAGGACGCGGAGGAGGGCUCGCAAUGCCAUAAGGCGAUCUCGCGCGUCAUGGACGUGGGCCUCUGGCUGCACCCGGAGGAGUACCCGGAGCUCGCUGCGGACUGCACCCGCCAGGAGAUUCAGGAGCAUUUGUAUCUGCGCAGAAAGUACGGGUGCGGCAGGCCUUGCCCCGAGGAGAAGAUUUUGAGACAUCAUAAUGAGGAUUUGACGGUAAAGGCUAGAAGGCGUGUCAAGAAGAGUGUGGAGGAGAUGACAGUGGAGGAGCUCCAGAUGUACCUCAGUCAUGCUUGGGACGGCCUCGUCAACGCCGACGAGUACGAGGAGGAGAAGAAGGAGAUCGAAGGCGCCGCCUCCAAGAACGCGCAGCCUCACAUCAGGGCCAGGAAGGGCAAGCACGCCAGGGGCGCCAACUCCGCCGCCACCGCCGCCGCGGACGACACCUCCGCCACCCCGACCACCACGAGCGAGUCGGUCGCGAAGAGCCGUGCCCCCGCGGAGGGCAUCGCCGCUGAGAAAGCCCUGGAGCCCGCGGCCGACGACAGCGCAGCCGUCGCGGAGCCACGACGGAGCAGACCCGACGCGCGGCGGGAGGAGAAGGCCGAGGCCGACGCUACUGUGAAGGAGCCGGCGCUGCAGUUCUCUACAGUGGCCCCUGCUGCGCGGGCCCCCUCAACCGCCGCCGAGCUGGCGCGCGCGCCCGAGCGGGGCGGCACAGCGGCCGACGCCGACCUCGCCGCGGAGGCGAAGGAGCUGUGGCGGCCCCUGGGGCCGGGCGUCGAGCAGUCGCUGUUGGCGGGUUCCGGCCCGCGUGAGGGCCUCGAGGCCAGCGCGGAGGAGCUGCGGCAGCCCGGCGGGGGCGGAGCAUGCGGCGGAGGACCCCACCUCGGAUGAGAUUUUGGCCGUGGCCGCGCACGGCUGGGCGGCAUGCCGAGCAUCUUUGGGCACGGCUCGCGCCCACCACGUCGACGCCGGCCUCCAGCGUGCUCUUCUGAGAGUUGGUCGUGGUCCUCCGUCUCCUUCUCCUCCCCGUCCUCGUCCUUGUCCUAUGUCUGUGUCUACCUACCUGUCCUUCCGCCUCCGUCUGCCGCAGAGGCUGGGUCCACAUUGAUGCGGGUGGUUGCCUCUGCCAGCACUUGGCGUAGCCCAGCCCGCAACCAGACUACGCGAUGCGUAUCUGCUGGAUUUAACAAAUUGGUAGGCAGCGCCCUCAUCCUCCGCACCAUCUUCCUCCUCUUUCCUACUCCCUCCUCCUCCUCCUCCUCCUC
Messenger RNA from Prorocentrum cordatum, 2617 nucleotides. NCBI's taxonomy places the organism in Eukaryota, Dinophyceae, Prorocentrales, Prorocentraceae. The record is from the annotation of a GenBank genome assembly.